Messenger RNA from Menidia menidia (Atlantic silverside), 2139 nucleotides. The record is from the annotation of a GenBank genome assembly. Lineage: Eukaryota; Metazoa; Chordata; Actinopteri; Atheriniformes; Atherinopsidae.
UUGAAGCCAAAGUCCUCCGACGGCCCCCCGGAGCCGCCGGCCCCGCCCGCCAAGUCCUCCAGCCGCCACGGCCUGGCCCCUGGGCGCAGCUCGGCCGCGGCGGCCCCGGACGAGCAGCCCCAUGUCGGCAACUACCGACUCCUGAAGACCAUCGGCAAGGGCAACUUCGCCAAAGUCAAACUGGCCAAACACCUCCUGACGGGCAGAGAGGUUGCCAUCAAGAUCAUUGAUAAAACUCAGCUCAACCCCACUAGCCUGCAGAAGCUCUUCCGAGAAGUUAGCGUGAUGAAGAUCCUCAAUCAUCCGAAUAUCGUGAAGCUGUUCGAGGUGAUCGAAACGGAGAAGACUCUGUAUCUGGUGAUGGAGUACGCCAGCGGAGGGGAAGUCUUUGACUACCUGGUGGCUCAUGGACGAAUGAAGGAGAAGGAGGCUCGAGCCAAGUUCCGCCAGGCAGAGAACCUCCUUCUUGACGCUGACAUGAACAUUAAAAUUGCAGACUUCGGCUUCAGUAAUGAGUUCACUCUGGGCAGUAAGUUGGAUACUUUCUGCGGCUCUCCUCCGUACGCUGCCCCGGAGCUCUUCCAGGGGAAGAAAUACGACGGGCCGGAGGUAGAUGUCUGGAGUCUGGGUGUGAUCCUCUACACGCUGGUUAGCGGUUCCCUGCCCUUCGACGGACAAAAUCUCAAGGAACUGAGGGAACGUGUUCUUAGAGGAAAGUAUCGGAUUCCCUUCUACAUGUCGACCGACUGUGAAAACCUGCUGAAGAAGCUGCUGGUUCUGAACCCGGGAAAACGUGGAAGCUUAAAGCAAAUCAUGAAGGACCGAUGGAUGAACGCAGGCUACGAGGGAGAGGAGCUGAAACCAUUCUCUGAACCGGAACAGGACCUCAGUGACCUCAAACGCAUCGAGCUGAUGGCAGCGAUGGGCUUUUCUCAGGAAGAAGUAAGGAAGGCGCUCGACGGGCAGAAAUACAACGAAGCCACUGCGACUUAUCUGCUAUUAGGGAGAAAAUCUGCCGAGGGUGAAAUGUCUUUAUCCAGCUCUAACCUGGUUCAGAGGUCCCGGCCGGUCAGCGACCUCGAAGGGUCCAGCCAGUCCCCCGCUCACCUUCGGAGCGUAGCCGGCACCCAGAAGCAGCGGCGUUUCAGUGACCACGUGGCUCCCUCCAUUCCGCCUCCCGUCUCCCACGCCAAGCGCUCUCAUGCCAACAGCGUGGAGAGCGAAAAGAAGCAGGAGCCGUCCUCACCCAUGGGAGCUCCGGACCGCAGGAAGUCGGCCACAGCUUCAGGGAGCAUGACCCGAAGAAACACGUAUGUUUAUGAGAGGAACAGCGCCGAGAGGCACUCAGGUGGGAUUCCCAAUGGAAAGGACAACAGUUUGCCUGAGGUACCAUCUGCAUCCCCAUCCCCGUCGCCCGGGGCAACCGUCUCCUCGGCCCGCCCUCGUCACGUGAAGUCCAUGUCGGCUUCGGGACACCCCAUGAAGUCCAGCCUGCCCCCCAUCGACGACAACGUUGAGUAUCAGAGCUCCCCCCGCCAGGACCCGUCGUCGCCCUCGGCCUUCAGCGUGGCCAGCAGCACCAGCUCCACCACGCCGGACCGGGCCCGCUUCCCCCGGGGCUCCUCCAGCCGCUCCACCUUCCACGGGGGCCAAAUCCGGGACCGCCGGACGGCCACCUACAACGGCCCCCCCGCCUCGCCCAGCCUGUCGCAGCACGCCGCCGCCGCCGCCGCCUCGCCCUACCGCGGCAACUCCACCUCCCUCAUCGGCAAGCUCACCUCCAAGUUCUCCCGCAGGAGUUUCUCCGGGGAGCCCAAAGAGGAGGGCAGGGAGUCCAAGCCCCGCUCGCUGCGCUUCACGUGGAGCAUGAAGACCACGUCGUCCAUGGAGCCGGGGGACAUGAUGAGGGAGAUCCGGAGGGUCCUGGACGCCAACAACUGUGACUACGAGCAGCGGGAGCGCUACAUGCUGUUCUGCGUGCACGGCGACGCCCGCCAGGAGAGCCUGGUCCAGUGGGAGAUGGAGGUGUGCAAACUGCCCCGCCUCUCGCUCAACGGCGUGCGUUUCAAGCGGAUCUCCGGCACGUCUAUAGCUUUUAAAAAUAUCGCCUCCAAAGUGGCCAAUGAGCUGAGACUCUGA